UCUGACUGCACGAUCAAAAGAUGGAUUCAGUUGAAGGCUAAUAACAGGGCUGGGUUCAGCCCUUUAAUGUGGUUGGUUGAAAGCGCGUCGCGUACGUUCCUGGCGUAGCGUUACGGUCCAAAAACUAUGCGCUUUUCCAUAUUCGGCUUAAUUGGUAUCACUGGCUGGAAAUGGGUUGCUCUCCAGCUAGUAUGACCAUCUACCCCCGAACAGGCUAUGCUAUUUAGUACAUAGUAUCGCAGUGAGAUUACUUGUUGAUUGGGGAUUGGGGAGAGUAAUAACCAAGGUCUUCUCUACCUUAAUGUUGGCUUCUAACUACGUGAUUACGUUAAUAUUGGCAGAACGCUUUUAUCUUGUUAACCUCGAUUUCAAUGAAGUCAGGCCGCAGUGCAGCUCAUGACUUCCUCCUUUCUACUUCUGUAUCAUUAUCAAUUUGGGCUAUUUCUCACCAUGUGUGACUUCUGUCCGGUGUUGAAGCUUUGCAAGCCUAGUCACCUGUGCUAUGAACUUAAUCCAGAUCAAUAGCGAAUAUCUCUCUGUAG
Aspergillus pseudotamarii is the source of this 542-nucleotide messenger RNA. RefSeq lists its product as uncharacterized. NCBI's taxonomy places the organism in Eukaryota, Fungi, Ascomycota, Eurotiomycetes, Eurotiales, Aspergillaceae. The record is from RefSeq and is a predicted model, not a curated record. The annotation marks the transcript as partial. The transcript has 2 exons.